This is a messenger RNA of Penicillium brasilianum, 969 nucleotides long. NCBI's taxonomy places the organism in Eukaryota, Fungi, Ascomycota, Eurotiomycetes, Eurotiales, Aspergillaceae. The record is from the annotation of a GenBank genome assembly.
AUGGGAAGCACAGCAACCAGUCCACUUUCUGUUCGAUUUAACAAAGCGGUCGAUAUCUGGGAGCACCCGCCAAAUGGUCAGGGUCUCGUUGCACUCGUGGCACUCAAAUUAUUCGAGGAGUUGGAACGGUCCAAGAAAAUCCCUCCCUUGGCCAGUCUGGGGCACAACUCCGCCGACUACAUACACGCUCUGAUUGAAGUCUUCCGCAUUUCCUUUGCUGACGCCUCCUGGUGGAUUGCAGAUCCUUCCCACUCAGAUACUCCGGAUCUAUUAUCAAAUUCAUACAUAGCUGAGAGGGCGGGUCUCUUCAACUCAACCACAGCCUCGAGCAUUAUCAUGCAUGGCAGCCCCGCCUUGAACUCAUGCGACACUGUAUACUUCGCCGUCGUUGAUAACAAUGGCAAUGCCGCCUCCGUUGUAAACAGUAAUUACCACGGCUUCGGAGUCGGAAUCAUCCCGCGUGGGUGUGGCUUCACGCUACAAAGUCGCGGUGCCAAUUUCUCCUUGUCUCCGGGCCAUCCGAAUGCACUUGCACCGGGCAAGAGACCCUACCACACGCUUAUCCCCGCCAUGGCUACAAAUCCGGAGGAUGGAUCCUUGAAUACCGUGUUCGGGAUUAUGGGUGGUUUUAUGCAGCCACAGGGGCAUGUGCAGCUCCUGAUGAAUAUGCUUUUAUUCGGGAUGAAUCCGCAGCAAGCACUUGAUGCGCCGAGAGUUUGUAUUGGGUCGAUGGGGCAUAAGCAUAUGAACAAAGCAAAAGAAAGGACGGUUUAUGUGGAAGAGGGUAUAGAUUCUUCAGCUUUGAAGGAAUUGCGUCGCCGGGGCCAUGUGGUUGAGCUGGUUCGUGGGUGGGAUAGAGAAAUUUUUGGACGAGGGCAGAUUAUACGGGCAUUCCAUGAUAGAGGCCCUCGACAGGUCCUUGAAGCUGGGAGUGACGUCAGGGCUGACGGGAUGGCUGUUCCAGUCUAA